Molecule: messenger RNA, 1721 nt
Organism: Callithrix jacchus (white-tufted-ear marmoset)
Lineage: Eukaryota; Metazoa; Chordata; Mammalia; Primates; Cebidae
Gene: PRXL2A
Product: peroxiredoxin like 2A
Molecular function (GO): antioxidant activity
Source: RefSeq, a predicted model, not a curated record
CGUGGCAGUGGCGCCGCGGCGCGCGAGGUGGCGCAGGCGUGAAGUUGCGCAGGCGCGGAGCCCCUCCCCUGGGACCCUCGGGCCGGGCGGUUUGGCCUCUCAGCGCCCGGGCGUCCGGGCGGGAGAAGGCCGGCAGGAGGGCGGCACUGCGGAAAUGUCUUUCCUCCAGGACCCAAGUUUCUUCACCAUGGGGAUGUGGUCCAUCGGUGCGGGAGCCCUGGGGGCUGCUGCCUUGGCAUUGCUGUUGGCCAACACAGACGUGUUUCUGUCCAAGCCCCAGAAAGCAGCACUGGAGUACCUGGAGGAUAUUGACCUGAAGACACUGGAGAACGAACCAAGGACUUUGAAAGCAAAGGAGCUAUGGGAAAAAAAUGGCGCUGUGAUUAUGGCUGUGCGGAGGCCAGGCUGUUUCCUCUGUCGAGAGGAAGCUGCAGAUCUGUCCUCCCUGAAACCCAAGUUGGACGAGCUUGGCGUCCCCCUCUAUGCAGUGGUAAAGGAGCACAUCAAGACUGAAGUGAAGGAUUUCCAGCCUUAUUUCAAAGGAGAAGUCUUCCUGGAUGAAAAGAAAAAGUUCUAUGGUCCACAAAGGCGGAAAAUGAUGUUUAUGGGAUUUAUCCGUCUGGGAGUGUGGUACAACUUCUUCCGAGCCUGGAAUGGAGGCUUCUCUGGAAACCUGGAAGGAGAAGGCUUCGUCCUCGGAGGAGUUUUUGUGGUAGGAUCAGGAAAGCAGGGCAUUCUUCUCGAGCACCGGGAAAAAGAAUUUGGAGACAAAGUAAACCUACUUUCUGUUCUGGAAGCUGCUAAGAUGAUCAAACCACAGACUUUGGCCUCAGAGCAAAAAUGAUUGUGUGAAACUGCCCAGCUCAGGGAUAACCAUGGGCAUUCACCUGUGUUUCCACUUGUGUCCCUCAGGAGUGAGAAACCCCACUUAUACUCUAUUCUUAGUAUGGCUAAUUAAUGUAUUUUAAUUCCCUAUUUAGGCCCAGUAAGGCAAAAUAGCCCCAAAACAAAACUGACAGAAAUCUAAAAAAGUAAUGAGAAUUAUUAAGCUAAAACCUGGAAAAUACAAAACUUAAAAUUGACUGCUGGGCUGGGUGUGGUGGCUCACGCCUGUAAUUCUAGCACUUUGGGAGGCCGAGGUGGGCAGGUCACUUGAGAUCAGGAGUUCAAGACCAGCUUGGGCAACUUGGCGAAACCCUGUCUCUACUAAAAAUAAAAAACCAGGCGUGGUGGCAUGUACCUGUAGUCCCAGCUACUCGGGAGGCUGAGGUAGAAGAAUCACUUGAACCUGGGAGCUAGAGGUUGCAGUGAGCCAAUAUCAGGCCACUGCACUCCAGCCUGGGUGACUGAGACUCCAUCUGAAAAAAAAAAAAAAAAAAAAAAUUGCUGUGCCUGAUUACAAAUGUGUAUGGUGUUUGAAUGCUGGUGUUUGAAAUUAUUUUUAUUUUCGGGUCUUCAAAAACCUAAGAAAAGUGAUGAUUGACUUGAAGAUUACAGAAUUUAAAAGGUUUUUUGGCUUCUGUGUUUUCUAUUAAUAAUUUGAUUCAUAAUGUCAAAGUAAUACUUUCAUAAUAGAAUUGGCAUGCUCUGGGAUAGUUUGACAAAGGUAAAUUAUAAAUUUGAAUCUCUUAUUUCAUUGUCUUCCAUUCUAACCUCAGAGAUUUGUUUCUCUAGAAGAAAUGACCAUCUCUGGCUUUAAUAAAAUUAUGCAUCAGAAAUCA